Salvelinus sp. IW2-2015 is the source of this 1645-nucleotide messenger RNA. RefSeq names its product SH2/SH3 adapter protein Nck1-like. The record is from RefSeq and is a predicted model, not a curated record. Gene Ontology annotation, molecular function: signaling adaptor activity; ephrin receptor binding; receptor tyrosine kinase binding. Gene Ontology annotation, biological process: negative regulation of endoplasmic reticulum stress-induced eIF2 alpha phosphorylation; positive regulation of translation in response to endoplasmic reticulum stress; positive regulation of endoplasmic reticulum stress-induced intrinsic apoptotic signaling pathway. Lineage: Eukaryota; Metazoa; Chordata; Actinopteri; Salmoniformes; Salmonidae.
GUCCAGAGGUCCAAGAUGACAGAAGAGGUGAUUGUCAUCGCCAAGUUUGACUACCUGGCUCAGCAGGAGGAGUUGGACAUUAAGAAGAACGAGCGUCUGUGGCUGCUGGACGACAGUAAGUCCUGGUGGAGGGUCCGUAACACCACCAACAAGACCGGCUUCGUACCCUCUAACUAUGUCGAGAGGAAGAACAGCGCCAGGAAGGCAUCCAUCGUCAAGAACCUCAAAGACACACUAGGCAUUGGGAAGGUGAAGCGUAAAACGGGGAUGCGUGACACGGCCUCCAACGCAGACGCUGACAUGUACUCCGACAACGGCGAGCGCCUAUACGACCUCAACCUGCCGGCGCUCGUCAAGUUCAACUACACCGCCGAGCGGGAGGACGAGCUCUCGUUGGUCAAGGGCACCCACGUCAUCGUCAUGGAGAAGUGUAGCGAUGGCUGGUGGCGUGGGGGGUACCAGGGGCGUUCCGGGUGGUUCCCCUCCAACUACGUGACGGAGGACGCAGACGGGACAGCGGGGGGAGGAGGUUUGGGGGACCCGGCAGGGUCGCUGACUGAAAAGCUAGCGGCAGUAGUUCACAGUGCGUCUAACGGGACCCGGAGACUCCACACGGUGCAGGCGCUGUACCCUUUCAGCUCGGAGAACGAGGAGGAGCUGAACUUUGAGAAGGGAGAGGUGAUGGAGGUGGUGGAGAAACCAGACAACGACCCUGAGUGGUGGAAGUGCCGUAAAGCAGACGGACAGCUGGGACUAGUGCCUAAAAACUACGUCACUGUGCUGCCUCCCCAGCAGGACUCCACUACCCAGAAUGCCUCACCGGGCCCCGCGGGGCCGCCCACGCCCGACUGUGACUACAUCUCUCCGGCCACGGUGGGGCGGUUUGCGGGGAAGCAGUGGUACUAUGGCAAGGUGACGCGUCAUCAGGCAGAGGUGGCUCUAAACCAGAGAGGAGCGGAGGGAGACUUCCUCAUCAGAGACUCUGAGUCAUCGCCCAGUGAUUUCUCCAUCUCUCUGAAGGCCCAGGGGAAGAACAAGCAUUUUAAGGUUCAGUUGAAGGAUGUUGUGUACUGCAUUGGCCAGCGGAAGUUCAGUUCUCUGGAGGACUUGGUGGACCACUACAAGAAGGCGCCCAUCUUCACCAGCGAGCAGGGAGACAAGCUCUACCUGGUUAAGGCCCUGGCUGCGUCUUGAUCACACACUCUUAAACACACACACACAGACAAACGUACAGUAACAGACUUUUACACAUCACAAGGACUUCCUGUGCGCAGGGAGCCGUGAUCAUUCCAUUAGGAAAGGGGGAGGAUGAGAGAAAGAGAGGUGGAGAGGGAGAAAAGGACAUUGGACUCUCCUUUAUGUAAAUCAUCCUAUCUUACCCAGAUCAUCUGUUUACUUCUAGGUCAUAAUGCCAUCUUCUAGUUAUAGGCUGUUUCUGUUUAUAAUAUAUAUAUAUAUAUAUUCUUUUAAGUUUCUUUAAAAAAAAAAGGUGAGGCGGUUUGGUUGCCUAGCUACACAUUUCAACGGACUUGUUGUGUCGUUGUCGGUCUCUUUCAACGUCGUACAACAACUGACGUGUGGUGGACAAUAAUCCACACUUCUCCUAACUGCUCAACCUAAAUAAAAAUGAUUAAGUGACCAAGUU